Messenger RNA from Monomorium pharaonis (pharaoh ant), 1192 nucleotides. RefSeq names its product inositol monophosphatase 1. Gene Ontology annotation, biological process: phosphatidylinositol phosphate biosynthetic process; signal transduction; inositol metabolic process. The transcript is spliced from 6 exons. Gene Ontology annotation, molecular function: inositol monophosphate 1-phosphatase activity. The coding region runs from base 69 to 914 and encodes 281 amino acids. Lineage: Eukaryota; Metazoa; Arthropoda; Insecta; Hymenoptera; Formicidae. The record is from RefSeq and is a predicted model, not a curated record.
GCGAGAGUUUGCGAUCAGUCACUGUUCUUGUUCAUCGUAUCGUAGGAAGAUAGAAACGAUUGGAAAAGAUGUGCGAGCUAAGUAAUUUGGACGAGUGCUACAAAAUUGCUGAGGAGUUAGUUUUGUACGCAGGAAAGAUAAUAGAAGAUGGUAUCAGUAGUAGAAAAAAUAUCAAAAGUAAGGGGAUUGACUGGGACCUUGUCACAGAAUACGACCGUAAAAUAGAAGACAAAUUAAUAAAAAAAUUGUCGAUACAAUUUCCAUCACACAAAUUUAUUGGAGAAGAAGCGGCAGCAAAGGAAGGGUGUCUACCGCAACUGACCAACGAUCCUACGUGGAUAAUAGACCCGAUAGAUGGUACGACCAACUUUGUACAUCGUUUUCCACAUACGUGCAUCUCUUUGGCACUACUAGUGAACAAAAAGACGGAAAUCGGAAUAAUAUACAAUCCUCUUAUGAGGCAAUUUUUCUCGGCGAGGAGACACUGCGGUGCCUUCCUUAAUGGCAAGCCCAUAAAAACCUCUGACACAAAAGACAUAUCGCAGUCAUUGGUGGCUAUGGAACCAUGGCUCGCAAAGGAUCCUCAGUACUUAACCAGUGUAUAUAGUAGGAUGCAGGCCUUUAUACAAACAACUCAUGGAAUAAGAUCACUAGGCACAGCAGCGCUUACCUUGUGUUACGUAGCAAUGGGAGCUGUAGAGGCAUAUCAUAUCGAGGGUAUCGAUGCUUGGGAUGUCGCGGCAGGGAAAUUAAUAAUCGAAGAAGCAGGUGGAGUUGUAAUAGAUACCGACGGGGGAGAACUAGAUCUAAUGACUCCAAGAGUCAUAGCGGCAUGCAAUCAGCAAAUUGCACAACACCUUGUGGAUCUCAUUAAGAAAGCUGAUUCCCAGAUACUUAAUAAAUACUUGAACUGAUCAUCGGCGUAUGCAGUACACAUUAACGGCGUAUGCAGUUACACAUCGUAUUACACAAUACACAUGUAUACGCACUAUAUGUGCAUAGAUUUAAAAACACUAACAGUAUUACUGUUAAACAUGGCUUAAAGUCACAUAGAUUUAUAAAAUUUAAGAAUUAUAUUGUAGGACUGAGAGAUAUCUUGUACUUUCUUUCUGCACUGAUAAUUACUAUAUAUUGCAAUAAUGAUUAGAAUUUAUAAAUGUUCACAAUACUGAUAAUAAAUAUCAUAUUUAUA